CUUAAAGCAGGUUCAGGUUAAUAUAAAAAGAUCUUAAACAUGGAGGAAUACUGGAACUGUAGAAACUACACCGUGGAGAGUAAUAUUGGUGAAUAUCCAGGAGUAUUCAUCAUCCUCACAAUCCUCAUGAUCAUUGGUACCUUCCUCUACUGGGUUCUUCGCUGCUACUUCAACAGCAUUGAAGAUCACAGGAUGAACAUCAACAUUUUCCUCAACAAGCGGAUAACAGAGAUAAUACUGGCUACUUUAUGGACAAUAUGCCUAUCAAACAUGUGGAGCAGUGUAGUGGGACCAAUACCAUUAUUACUCUGCAAGAUUAUCAGAUACUCCACCAUCCUGGACCUGUUCCUCAUAGGAAACAUCUUUGUCUUCAUCUCCAUUUUCAGAAUCUUCAUAGUUUACAAGUAUGAUUGGAUUAUGGAGUUUGAUCAGAUGAAAAUGGAACAACGAUUCGUCGGUCUUGCAUCUCUUCUCGGAGUUCUGGUGUAUCCAGGGUUCUUGUGGGUAGACAUCAAACGUGGAACUGUUCAUAUCUUAGAAUCCUUUCAAUCCAGAUGCUCACCUACAGAGGACCAGGAUUAUGUGGCGCUAGCCAACGCAAUCAUCAUCAGCUCACUAUCUUCAUACUCUCAAACAUUAUCCUCAGAAUUGUGUUUCGAAACGAGGAGCAAGAUAAUUUCCAGGACUUUAGAUUAAAAUCCGUCACCAUUGGGAUUAUUUUUGGUUUGGGUUGUCUUGGAAUUUUUGGAGUUGUCAUUUCAUGGCCUAAUUCAGAUUAUAACAUAGAAACUAUUUAUGUUAUAAUUUUAUCCAACAUUGGUUUAUUAAUAUUGUACAUAAUUAAAGAGAAUGAGUUUACUUUCCCUUUUAUGCUAAACCUGUUUCCUUGGAGUAAUUGCAUAAAUUCUAAUCUUGUUGCUCCUCUACCUCUGGCCGUUUACCCCCUGCAGGAGUUGAACUUAAGAGAACUGCAGAAUAGGUCUUCUAACCAGGACUGCAGGGUUAUUGAUAUUGAGGACGACGGAGGAAUCUUUAUGGGCUAGAAACUAGAGUUUCGCGAAAAUUUCAAUUUUUUGCCGAAUAUUUCUCA
This is a messenger RNA of Eurytemora carolleeae, 1090 nucleotides long. RefSeq lists its product as uncharacterized. Lineage: Eukaryota; Metazoa; Arthropoda; Copepoda; Calanoida; Temoridae. The record is from RefSeq and is a predicted model, not a curated record. The transcript is spliced from 5 exons. The coding region runs from base 40 to 696 and encodes 218 amino acids.